UCCUUUCCUUUCCUUUCCUUUCCUUUGGCAGUUCCUUCACGAGUCUUCCACGGGUUUAUCAAAUCGCCGGACUUCCUCUGAGAGAGAGAGACAAUUGUGUGUGAGAGGAUUGUAGAGAUGGCGAAAAAGAGAAAGUCUUUGGCAACGAGUCUAGACGAGGUUGAUCGAACUAUGCAUACAACGUUUUGUAGCGCGGCGAAUACGCUUUCUCAGCUCUAUAGUCAGGCCAUGAACCAGCAAAAACUCUCCUUUCAAGCCGGUGAACGCCAUGGAUUGGACAAACUCUAUCAAUGGAUUCGGAGGCAACAAGAGGGAGGAUCAAGAGUGACCACAAUUGACAUACUCACCUACCUUCAGAGUGAGCUGGACUAUUAUGGAGAGGAGCCAUCAAUGUCACCCAGAGCACCUCUCCAAAAUCAGCAUUCACAACCCAUUAUGCAUGGCACAAACUUGGGCUUCCUGGUGUCUCCUGGCUCGUCUGGUGCACCAGCUGCUGCGCAGGGGUUGCGGUCUGAGCACUGCGACCAGCAGUCUAAGAAUUAUGUUUUCUCAAAUGCUCUGUCAAGCCCUGUUCGUCGGAGUCUUCAGAGCUAUACUAUUAGUGAGGGGGGCGGCAGCUAUAACAGUGUUCAGCCCUCUUCAAAUGGAAUGAGGAACAAUGAAAGCAACUUUGUCCAACACCAGCAUAGGGAUAACCAUCCCAGCUCCAACGAUUCUUCCAUGGACAUGCAUGCAGAUAGUUUGGAUCAUGACUCUACCUACUGAAAUUUCUGUUAGAGUUAGUGAACAAGCUGCUUGCCAAGUGUUGGUCAAGAGUCUUCGAAUUGCUAUUCCAGUCCUGUGGCUGUAUCUAUUACUGCCGGGUUGCAAUUGAGAAAAAAACACAGAGGAAUGUCUGUUUGAUGCAAGAUUAAACUAGUGGCAGGGGUGACUUGAAGUGGGUGAAGAAAAAUCGAUAUAGUUCAUGGGACAGAAUACAAAUCGAUGGGUACCAAACUUGUCAGGUAGACUUUAUAUUGAAUCAUUUUGUUUGUUUGGGUCAUCUAUGUUUGAUGUAAAGUGUUUCUUUGGAGUAGGUUCCAAUAUGUUUGCACUGGUAUUAUUUGUUGCAUGUAACACCAUAUUUUUUUAGUUUUAUGUGCUUAUUUUGGACAAUACAUUUUCAUUGAAAAUUGCAAACAUGUACAUGUGGUCUAUUAAGGUUGGGAAUAGAUUAGAAUGCUGUUGGGUUCGUGUUCUGUUGAAAUUUGCUGGGUUGGUGUCUUGUCUUUUUAUAGUCGUGUAUAACCAGAAUGCUUCGUUUACAAGUCUAUCUGUUGUCAGGUUUGUAUCUAUCAUUU
Ilex paraguariensis (yerba mate) is the source of this 1340-nucleotide messenger RNA. NCBI's taxonomy places the organism in Eukaryota, Viridiplantae, Streptophyta, Magnoliopsida, Aquifoliales, Aquifoliaceae. The record is from the annotation of a GenBank genome assembly.